AUGGAAAACCUGGGGGUCGAGUCGGAGCGGCGUUCUCGGAUAUCAAGAAAGGGUCUCAGGGGAUUGAGAAAGGUAAGUAAUGAGUAUGACAAACUCAGGAGCUUUGCCAAGGAGAAGAGGCUGGUGGGGGAAUAUGUCAACACGAGGUACGAUGCAGUGGCUCAGGAUCCAGACUUGGGCCAUUUGCUGGGUUUACUCUACAUCCACCAGCACUGGGAUCUCUUCCAAGAUUUCAUCUCCGACGAGGUUUUCCAGACUGCUCGCCACAUCCUCCAGGACCCAUGCAGCCCUCAACUCGCUCGACGUUUCCUGGACUCAGAAGAUGCGACUCAAAGGAUGGCUGUCAGUGAUGCUUUGCUGUCUGAUCGCUUUGCUCAGCGCAAAACGAUGGAUCUUUCAAGUGAAAAGUUUGGUGAACGAGCUCAACCCGUUUACGAGGCCCUCUCGUAUGAUAUAGUCAAACUUGUUGAACGGCAGUCAUCACCAAGCUACGGCAAACUCAGCUACCAAGAGCUGGAGCUUCUGCUCUGCAGCAUCAAGUCCGAACCAUUUAUCGAGGACUUGCUUGUGCCUUGCCUUCUUCCAGACGUUCUAACACACCGGGAGAAAGUGGAAGAUGCGGUCGCGCAUGCUCGGCUCAUGCUGCUAGAAGCAGAGGCGAAUAUUUUCUAUGGCUGCUCCUUCAACUAUGCUGAACUCAAAGGAGCAGCAAAGGCUUCAGUAACUGAGAAACAAAAGCUCCAUGACAGUAGCCAGCUACUCUGGUACAUGCUUCGCAAUCCUUCUCCCAUAGACAAGUCGUUCAGGUGCUUUUACCUCGAGGCAGUGCUACAUUCAACGACGCCCGGGAGGGUCAAAGUGCUGACCCCGGAAGACUAUCCGGACACAGUCCCUCCUGAGUUUCAAGAGGACAUUUCUGAAAAAGAUCUGCGCGUGUUUCGCAUCAUUCCUCAUGGAACUUCGUUCGGCUCAAAGUCGAACGUGGUUUUUGCAAGACUGUGUGACUUUGACCUCAAGAGCAUCCUGUUGGGGGAGCCCGUGGCCAGGGAAAGGGUGUGCCAAGCUCAUAUGCUUAUCGACAAGAUCUGGCCAACUCCAAAGGAGGUGUACGAGGCUUUGGUUCAGAGUGUCAUGGAAGGUCCCAGCAGCGUGAGGCAGGUUUCCAAGAGCAAGAGGAAUGCCCACCACCGAAGGCCCUCUGUUGUGUGCAGAAGUGCUGCGGACAGUUUCCGAGAAUCUGGUGGCCAUAGCCUGGAAGAUGGCGAGCCUCAGAUUUUCAAGAAAAAACGGAGGAAAGCGAACGAUUCAGGAGCAACAAAACGCUCAAAGUUGAUGAUGAAGCAUCAAGCGCCAGUAUGCUGCCCUGCUCUACGCACAUGAGGUCGGCAGCACACUGGUAGCAAAUUGGCAUACUCAGCUUUAAAUGUGGUACUUCGAGUUUCUCACAACCUAGGUGAAAUAGCCUGCAACUCGUGCACCAGUAAAUCUUUGUGCUGUCGAAGAGGACAAUCGGUGAAAGGAUUGACAAGUUUAUAGAAGGUUGUAAAUUUUGACGUAGUUUGGGCUGGUU
This is a messenger RNA of Selaginella moellendorffii, 1570 nucleotides long. RefSeq lists its product as uncharacterized. The record is from RefSeq and is a predicted model, not a curated record. NCBI's taxonomy places the organism in Eukaryota, Viridiplantae, Streptophyta, Lycopodiopsida, Selaginellales, Selaginellaceae. The transcript is spliced from 11 exons. The coding region runs from base 1 to 1380 and encodes 459 amino acids.